UUUUUUUUUUUAAAGGGCAGCCACCGCCAUCCGGUCAAACGCUUUUCGAGUCUCCUUUUUUUUUUCUCAUCCCAACUUGCUUUCGCUUUUUGUGGUGGUAAAUUCAUCCUUUCCUGUCCAGUUUGCUCUGUGACGGCCGUCCUUCGCUUUUUCCUCCUUACUGACCACUUUGGGAAUAAAAUACUCAUUUUCUACCUUAUCUAUAUACUCAUCCUACCUUUAAUCCUAAUCCAUCAACAAUGCGUUUCACAACCGUCUUCGCCGGAGUGGCGGCCAUGGCUGCCACCACGGCCAACGCAAUCCAGGGCUUCAACUACGGCGCAUUCUUCCUGAACCAGCAGCCCAAGCUGCAGGCCGAUUUCGAAUACGAGUUCCGUCGUGCUCAGCAGCUGCCGGGCACCUCUGGAUGGAACUCUGCCCGCCUGUACACCAUGGUUCAAUGGCAGACGGCCAACGACGUUGUCCAGGCCAUCCCCGCCGCCAUCAACACCCGCACAUCCCUCCUGCUGGGCCUCUGGGUCUCGGGCGGCCCGCAGGCCAUCGAGAACGAGCUGACUGCCCUCCGCAAGGCCAUUGACCAGUACGGCACGGCCUUCACCUCGCUCGUCGUCGGCAUCUCGGUCGGCUCCGAGGAUCUGUACCGCAACACCAACAACGAGGUCGGUGUCGACGCCGCCUACCUUCUCAACUGCAUCCAGCGCACACGUGACCUGAUCCGCGGCACGUCCCUCGCCAACGUCCCCGUCGGCCACGUCGACACCUACAACGCCUUCCUCGACGGCCGGAAUGCUGCAGUCAUUCCUGCCAUUGACUUUAUCGGCUUCGACGGCUACCCCUACUGGGAGCAGACUCUGCCCAACUCCAUCGAGAACAGCCGCGAGCGCUUCUACGACGGUCUGAACAAGACCAUUGCCAUCUCCCAGGGCAAGCCCGUCUGGAUCACCGAGACUGGCUGGCCCGUCGUUGGAAAGCAGAUCAACCAGGCUGUGGCCAGUGCACAGAACGCCAGGAAGUACUGGCAGGAAGUUGCAUGCUCCCUGGUCCGCGCCAACAUCAACGUCUGGUGGUAUAUGCUUCAAGAAUCUCAAUGGGGUCAGGCAGAGACUGAUUUCGGUGUUUUUGGCGCUGGUGACCUUUUCUCCAUCAACCCUUACUACGAUCUCUCCUGUUAAAUGGUGUAUGACUGCUCUUAGGAGUAGGUCAUAGAAUGAUUGAGAAAACACAUGCUGUUUGCGUUGAACUUUGGUAAUCCUAUACAUUGAUGGAUAAACUUGGUGUAGGAUUGAUAUCAAAAUAAUAAACAAGAGAACUGAGAUCACGUGCACCCCCGGUCCUUAUCCUCUUAUUGCCAUUGGCGCUAGCAUGCACAACUUGAUACUUACCCCAGAAACCCCAGUUUGUCCAGAUAAACAGUGCAUAUUCGAGGCAUUGGCUGAUGUAAUCCAGCAAUGCUACCUUUGGUUCCCUGGAGUAGGACGAGUGAAAUUUGUACGAUACAAAC
Messenger RNA from Pyricularia oryzae 70-15, 1501 nucleotides. Its product is annotated as GPI-anchored cell wall beta-1,3-endoglucanase EglC. NCBI's taxonomy places the organism in Eukaryota, Fungi, Ascomycota, Sordariomycetes, Magnaporthales, Pyriculariaceae. Gene Ontology annotation, cellular component: cell surface; extracellular region; fungal-type cell wall. Gene Ontology annotation, molecular function: glucan endo-1,3-beta-D-glucosidase activity; 1,3-beta-glucanosyltransferase activity. The record is from RefSeq and is a predicted model, not a curated record. The transcript is spliced from 4 exons. Gene Ontology annotation, biological process: carbohydrate metabolic process; cell wall organization. The coding region runs from base 240 to 1172 and encodes 310 amino acids.